Molecule: messenger RNA, 3078 nt
Organism: Rattus rattus (black rat)
Lineage: Eukaryota; Metazoa; Chordata; Mammalia; Rodentia; Muridae
Gene: Slco3a1
Product: solute carrier organic anion transporter family member 3A1
Exons: 10
Coding region: 17-2149 (710 amino acids)
Biological process (GO): prostaglandin transport; sodium-independent organic anion transport; transmembrane transport
Cellular component (GO): membrane
Molecular function (GO): protein binding
Source: RefSeq, a predicted model, not a curated record
CGGCGGCGGGGGAAGGAUGCAGGGAAAGAAGCCGGGCGGCUCGUCGGGCGGCGGCCGGAGCGGCGAGCUGCAGGGGGACGAGGCGCAGAGGAACAAGAAGAAGAAAAAGAAGGUGUCCUGCUUCUCCAACAUCAAGAUCUUCCUGGUGUCUGAGUGCGCCUUGAUGCUGGCGCAGGGCACGGUGGGCGCCUACCUGGUGAGCGUGUUGACCACCCUGGAACGCAGGUUCAACCUUCAGAGCGCCGAUGUGGGUGUGAUCGCCAGCAGCUUUGAGAUCGGCAACCUGGCGCUGAUUCUCUUCGUGAGCUACUUCGGAGCACGUGGGCACCGACCGCGCCUCAUCGGCUGUGGUGGAAUCGUCAUGGCGUUGGGUGCGCUGCUCUCGGCACUGCCUGAAUUCCUUACCCACCAGUACAAGUAUGAGGCUGGUGAGAUUCGAUGGGGAGCCGAAGGCCGCGAUGUUUGUGCCACCAAUGGGUCCAGCAGCGAUGAGGGGCCUGACCCGGACUUAAUCUGCCGUAACCGGACAGCCACGAACAUGAUGUACUUGCUGCUCAUUGGGGCUCAGGUGCUCCUGGGCAUCGGUGCUACCCCCGUGCAACCCCUGGGGGUCUCCUACAUUGACGACCACGUGCGGAGGAAGGACUCCUCGCUCUACAUUGGAAUCCUGUUCACGAUGUUGGUAUUUGGACCAGCCUGUGGAUUUAUUCUGGGCUCUUUCUGUACCAAAAUCUACGUGGACGCGGUCUUCAUUGACACAAGCAACCUGGACAUCACUCCUGACGACCCACGCUGGAUCGGAGCCUGGUGGGGCGGCUUCCUGCUCUGUGGUGCCUUGCUCUUCUUCUCCUCCCUCCUGAUGUUUGGCUUCCCACAAUCCCUGCCCCCACACUCAGACCCCGGCAUGGAGAGUGAGCAGGCCAUGCUCCCAGAAAGAGAAUAUGAGAGGCCCAAGCCCAGCAAUGGGGUCCUGAGACAUCCCCUGGAGCCGGACAGCAGUGCCUCCUGUUUCCAACAACUGAGAGUGAUUCCCAAGGUCACCAAGCACCUGCUCUCAAACCCUGUGUUCACCUGCAUCGUCCUGGCUGCUUGCAUGGAGAUUGCUGUGGUGGCCGGCUUCGCCGCCUUCCUGGGCAAGUACCUGGAACAGCAGUUUAACCUCACCACUUCCUCUGCCAACCAGCUGCUCGGGAUGACGGCAAUCCCCUGUGCCUGCCUGGGCAUCUUUCUGGGUGGCCUUUUGGUGAAGAAGCUGAGCCUGUCUGCUCUGGGGGCCAUUCGGAUGGCCAUGCUGGUCAACCUGGUGUCCACAGCCUGCUACGUCUCCUUCCUCUUCCUGGGCUGUGACACAGGCCCUGUGGCCGGGGUCACUGUUCGCUAUGGAAACAAUUCAGCACGUGGCUCGCCCCUUGACCCCUACUCUCCGUGCAACAACAACUGUGAAUGCCAGACAGAUUCCUUCACGCCAGUGUGCGGGGCCGAUGGCAUCACCUACCUGUCAGCCUGCUUUGCCGGCUGCAACAGCACGAACCUCACAGGCUGUGCGUGCCUCACCACCGUCCCCCCUGAGAAUGCCACCGUGGUUCCAGGAAAAUGUCCCAGUCCUGGGUGCCAAGAGGCCUUCCUAACCUUCCUCUGUGUGAUGUGUGUGUGCAGCCUGAUCGGGGCCAUGGCGCAAACCCCUUCGGUCAUCAUCCUCAUCAGGACAGUCAGCCCUGAACUCAAGUCUUACGCGCUGGGAGUUCUUUUUCUGCUCCUUCGUUUGUUGGGUUUCAUCCCCCCACCCCUCAUCUUCGGGGCCGGCAUCGACUCCACCUGUCUGUUCUGGAGCACCUUCUGCGGGGAACAGGGCGCCUGUGUCCUCUAUGACAACGUGGUCUACAGAUACCUGUACGUCAGCAUCGCCAUUGCACUCAAAUCCUUCGCCUUCAUCCUCUACACCACCACGUGGCAGUGCCUGCGGAAAAACUAUAAACGCUACAUCAAAAACCACGAGGGCGGGCUGAGCACCAGUGAGUUCUUUGCCUCUACUCUGACCCUAGACAAUCUGGGGAGGGACCCUGUGCCCGCACACCAGACACAUAGGACAAAAUUUAUCUAUAACCUGGAAGACCAUGAGUGGUGUGAAAACAUGGAAUCCGUUUUAUAGUGACUACAGGAGGGCUGAACUCUGUAUUUGUGAACAAAUUGUCAUUUUUUUUUUCUUAAAAAAAAAAAGGAAAAGAAAAGAAAGAAAAAAUGGUUUUGAAAACAGACAUGCACACUCACACACGUACAUGCUCACACGCACACAGGCAUAGACAUAAGACCUUUGUCCUUUUUCUAAAAACUCAGAGCCAGUCAGGAUUCAGAAUAAAGAGAGGAUGGGCUGGCCCUGGAGGACAUGCACACUGCUGGGCUCAGAAUCUGCUUGGAAGGCACCUCAUGGUUUUCACGAUGCCGACCGCUACAAGCAAGAGGCACUGCCAAAAUUCAGGGAACACUUGUGGCCAGCUUGGAGGACGGACAUGUCUGGAUAUGCAUACACAUACAAAAAAAAGGCAUUAACAAACGAGUCUACUAAAGUCACAAGUUCAAGUUGAAAACAUUGCCAGAUUAAGCACUAGAGACACCCUCUCCCUCCAGUGGGGAGUGUGUUGGGGGGUUACAGGUUGGAGGGGUAGGAGCCCCACUCCUCUUUCCAACUUUUGCAAUAUGGGUCACUGUGUAGACCACUCACAAAGUCUACAUGUGGUUCGAGCCCCCAGAGUUCUCUAAGAGAUACUGAUGGGUGAUCCGCACUGGAGUCUGUGGUUGGCACCUCUCACCAGCUCCAUUUCCAUGUUCAAGACUGAGGGCCCAAGGGGGAGCUGGGUGGGGAGCAUGUACCUCCCCACCUCCUAACACCUCCUCCCUACCAGCCCCACAGUGUGACCUCAGGAAGCUGUGGGCCUCACCUGGCUAUGACUGACCCGCUCAGAGCCGGUGAGCGCCAAUAUAGCCCAUGUCAUUUGCUUACAUUUGCCAAACAUUUUGCCAUUUUUUUUUCAAAAACAACAACAAAAAUACAAAGUGUACGAAUUUCCAACUGUUGUGUGU